Molecule: messenger RNA, 1572 nt
Organism: Nerophis lumbriciformis (worm pipefish)
Lineage: Eukaryota; Metazoa; Chordata; Actinopteri; Syngnathiformes; Syngnathidae
Source: RefSeq, a predicted model, not a curated record
AUGGCGGCCGCCUUGGUGGACAGAGGGAGCUGGUUUCUAGCGUUAACUCUGGGGGUUUCUCUGCUCAAAACUCUAUUUAUCAACGCCUAUCACUCCACUGACUUUGAGGUACACAGGAACUGGUUGGCCAUCACGCACAGUCUGCCAGUGUCAAGGUGGUAUCAUGAGAACACAUCAGAGUGGACACUGGACUACCCGCCACUAUUUGCCUGGUUUGAGUAUGGCCUUUCGCAUUUUGCUCGGCACUUUGACGACAAGAUGUUGGUUGUGGAGAACCUUAACUACUCCAGCCCAGCCACCAACCUCUUCCAGAGACUUUCCGUCAUUUUCACAGACGUCGUUUUUAUCUACGCUGCCAGAGAGUGCUGCAGAUGCGUUAAGAAUCAGAAGGGCACUCGUGACAUUCUAAAUAGUCCGUCUUUUGUCCUGGCUGUGCUGCUGCUGUGGAACUUUGGACUUCUCAUUGUGGAUCACAUUCAUUUUCAGUACAAUGGCUUCCUGUUUGGUUUCUUGCUGCUGUCCAUUGCCAAACACCUGCAGUCUCGUCAUCUUCAGGGGGCGUUGCUCUUCGCCAUCCUGCUUAACCUGAAGCACAUCUACCUGUACGUUGCGCCCGCGUACGGGGUCUUCCUGCUUAGGAGCUACUGCUUUACGCAGGACAACAGCGACGGCUCUAUAAAGUGGAGGAGCUUCAGCCCGCUGCGUCUCCUUGCCCUAGGCUGCAUCGUGGUGGCCGUCUGUGCCAUUUCCUUCGGACCCUUCGUUGCUAUGGGUCAAGUAUCUCAGGUGCUGUCUCGCCUCUUCCCUUUUAAGCGAGGCCUCUGUCAUGCCUACUGGGCGCCAAAUGCGUGGGCGCUCUACAACGUCCUGGAUAAAAGCCUGACCACGCUGUUUGUUCGUUUGAAGCUCGUGAAUGAGACAAUGCUACCUCGAGCCUCCAUGACGGGCGGUUUGGUUCAGGAGUUCAGCCACUCUGUCCUCCCGUCUGUGACCCCGUUUGCCACUCUGCUCUGCACUCUGCUGUCCAUGCUGCCGGCCUUGGCAUCCAUCUGGCAGCGUCCUCGUGGUGCUCGCGGCUUCCUGCGUUGCCUGCUGCUGUGCGCGCUGGCCUCCUUCAUGUUUGGUUGGCAUGUCCACGAAAAAGCUGUACUCAUUGCUGUCUUGCCUCUCAGUCUGCUGGCAGUGGAGAGCAGAGAGGACGCGGGGAUCUUCUUGCUUCUGAGCACAACAGCUCAUUACUCGCUUUUUCCACUACUCUUCACCCCAGCAGAGCUGCUCAUCAAAUUUGCCCUAAUGCUGAUAUUCACCAUUUUCUCGUUUGCUGCUCUGGGGAGACUCCACAGCGCACUGGGGUGUUUGCUUCAGCCCCUGGAGGUGGUCUACCUGUCGGGCUUGGCCGCAGUAGCCGUCGCCUGUGAGCUGGUCUUCCCUUUUUCACCAUGGCAACAGAAGAUGCCUUUUCUCCCGUUGCUGGCGACGUCUGCAUACACCUCCUUGGGCAUCUGCUACUCCUUUUUGCGACUAUACGGCACGCUUCUGAGGCAUGACGGCAGAAAGCCCAAACAGCCGUGA